Molecule: messenger RNA, 366 nt
Organism: Kickxella alabastrina
Lineage: Eukaryota; Fungi; Kickxellomycota; Kickxellomycetes; Kickxellales; Kickxellaceae
Exons: 1
Biological process (GO): regulation of transcription by RNA polymerase II
Cellular component (GO): Rpd3S complex
Source: RefSeq, a predicted model, not a curated record
CAGACACCAGCGGACGACGGCACACACGACAUGUGCGAUGCCUGCGGGCAGCCGGGCGAAUUCAUCUGCUGCGAAAUGUGCCCGCGCGUAUUCCAUUUUCUCUGCGUCAACCCGCCAAUGACGCCCGAGGCCGUGAGGCAGCUGGACCACUGGUACUGCCGCCAAUGCGCCCACCUCGUCUCGCGCAAGCGCAAGUCGCGAGCGCACGCGAAGAACAUCUUCUAUCCGCUGCUCUCCGGGAUGGAGUUCGAGAACCCGCGCGUGUUCGCAGUGCCCGAGGACAUCCGGCGGCAGUUCGACGGGAUCGAGGCCGACAUCGACGGCACGUUCAUCAACACGCGCAAGGACAAGCCUGUGCGCGUGAAG